This is a messenger RNA of Anisakis simplex (herring worm), 294 nucleotides long. The record is from the annotation of a GenBank genome assembly. NCBI's taxonomy places the organism in Eukaryota, Metazoa, Nematoda, Chromadorea, Rhabditida, Anisakidae.
AUGGGUGUUGUUAUGGGAUGUGUACCACCAGUGCCUCCUACCCGAACCAGCAGUAGACUGGAGACAACGUUCGAUUCGAAUUGUGGAGUUGUGACAAAGGAUCUAUCGGGAGGAUCGAUGCUCCUUAUGAAGACGGCGAUGCCCGAGGAAUCGGGUGAUUUGGGCAGAAUUCGACCGAUGGAACCGAUCGUGAUGCGACGGGUACCUGUGCCACCACCCUACUCAGAGGUGGUUCGUGACGGGCGAGUUUACCCACCCGGGCAAGUACCCGUACCCGUAAACGUACCCGCUCAC